UAUCAAAAUGGAGGUCUUGGAGGAUUCUAACAAACAAGAUGAUAAUAGUGAUCCGAGUGAAUUGAAAUGGCGUUCAGAUUUGGUAGAUGCUCUUUCAAAACAGACAGAUAUCAUACGAUUAAGAGAAAUUUGUCAAGGUCAUGAAAUUCCUAGCGAAUGCAGAGCACGUGUUUGGCAGAUAUGUUUGAAUGUUUGCGAUAAACCUGAUCCACUUCAACUAUGGGAUGAAAAACUGAACACAGCUGAACAACCAAGUAUAAAGAAAGAUUGCCAAGCAUUUGCAGGUUCCCUUGGUGAGGAUAUCUCAGAGCAAGCUGCGGAUAACUUGGAGAGAAUAAUUACACUUUACUGUAAAACAAGAAAUGAAAGAUACAAGUCCCAUAAUGGAUGGAUAGAAAUGCUUAUUCCUUUUAUGUCACUUAGUCUACCACCUCAAGAUAUUUAUAAUUUAUUUUAUGCAAUGCAUUCAAAAUUCAUUCCAAGGGAAUGUCACAGUGAAGGAAAGCCAUUUCAUCUUUUUCGUCUAUUACUUCAAUACCAUGAUCCAGAGUUGUGUUCAGUAUUGGAUUCUAAGAAAUUGUUUCCUGAUCAAUAUGCCCAAAAAUGGGUAAGGAAGUUGUUCUCUUUGGCAACUUGUUCGGCUCCUGUUGUGAAGUCAAUGUGGGAUAUUUAUUUACUGGAAGAUGAUCCAUUUAUGGUUUUCUUUCUUGCUUUGGUCAUCGUUAUAAAUUCAAGAGAGGACAUCAUGAAUACUGGAGUAAGCAGAUCUGAUGUUUUAGAUUCCAUCUCUGAGUUUCCAUCACAGAUGGCUGCAGAAGAUGUUGAAGAUUUUUGUUUAUUGGCUCGUUAUUAUGCUGCAAGAACACCACAAUCAUUUAGAAAACAAUAUUAUGGUCAAUUGUUCGGGAUUAAAACUGUCAAUGCCCACAAUGUCUGUCAAGCGUUAUGUCUACCUGUGUCAAUUGAAGAACUUCUACAAUCGCAUAAAAAUCAGAGUGACGAAAUUCGAUAUUUUGUGGUGGACUGUCGACCAUCAGAACAGUACAACAACGGACAUUUAUCGACGGCUUUUCAUCUUGAUGUCGACUUAAUGCUUCAAGCACCAUCUGACUUCGAGACGACUAUUGUUGCAUUGUUUGCAACCCAGAAACAGUCUGUCGCAGCGGGUUCUGUUGCAGGAGGUGAACAUCUAUGUUUUAUUGGAUCUGGAAUAGAAGAGAAAGAUCUAUAUGUCAAUAUGGUCGUAGCAAAUUUUCUUCAGAAAAAGACAAAGUACAUUAGCCUUGCAAAAGGUGGAUAUAAAGCUCUUCAUGAUAUGAUUAAUAAUGGUUUGAUUGAUCACGUGUCUUCCUCGUGCAUUGUUUCUUCACCAAACGCGUCAACAACCAAUGAGAGUGAAAAAAGUGUUAGCCGCAAAGGAGAUCCUAGCCCAGGGGCUAGUUUAGUGGGGAUGUUAUCCUCGGCAAAGACAAGUGUUAGUCAAAAGUUUUCAACUUGGCUGUCAGAACCUCACAGUGAAGUAAGACAUGUGAGCAGUAAUGAUAGAACUGGAAAGCGUUACCGAAACACGAAACCUGUGUUUAGUAUAGAAGAUGAUGACGAUGACGAUGAUGAUAAAGAUGGCGUCAAUACAUCCAGUUCAGAAGAUGAUAAGAAAUAUGAAUCUGUGAAUCUAAAAACAUGGCUAAAAAGGAAAGAUGCUGUUCAAGUUAUUCCUUGUAAAGAGAUAUCUAAUGCUGGACGUCUUUAUGAAUGUCAUAUUUUAAUUACGGAGUCGUUGAUGUUUGUCCUGCGAUCCACUACAUCAAGACAAGGAUGGGCUACAAUAAGAUCACGUGAUUAUCUUAAAGAUAUUUCCAAAAUAACGUCGAAGAAGAAAAGACCUGAAAUUAUCACAUUUACUAUAGGCGAAAGUGAAGAAAGAAACCGAAAGGCAAAAUUUAUCAUUCCUAAUGCACAGAAACCGAUUAAAAAACUUAAAGACCUUUUGAUUAAAUCAUUUGGUGGGGAGUAGAAUGUUUGUAAAAAUAAUUUAACUUAAUUCAAUAUGUAUUAAUAAUAUUGUUACACGCAUUAAUCUAUUAGAUAAAUUUCCAUCUCUCAUUCGUUGUGUCGAUAAAAAAAGUACUUAAAUAUAAAACCAGUAUCUCUAUUCCACUCUAAGAACAGUGUGUGAACAUUCCAGACACAUAAAGGCGUCGUAUUAAAAAAAAGCCUAAAUGAAAAAUUCGUAUAUGAUAAAAUUGUAAAUAUAAUUUUCAAUCAUAAUGGUAAACAAAGUAUUUUGCGUCAUUGUUUCCUCUAUUUAA
Xenia sp. Carnegie-2017 is the source of this 2309-nucleotide messenger RNA. RefSeq names its product TBC1 domain family member 23-like. The transcript has 18 exons. The coding region runs from base 8 to 2014 and encodes 668 amino acids. Gene Ontology annotation, cellular component: trans-Golgi network. The record is from RefSeq and is a predicted model, not a curated record. Lineage: Eukaryota; Metazoa; Cnidaria; Anthozoa; Malacalcyonacea; Xeniidae. Gene Ontology annotation, biological process: retrograde transport, endosome to Golgi.